AUGGCUCCAGUCAAUCGAUGGUUGAGGCCUGAGGUCUAUCCGCUGUUUGCAGCGGUUGGAACUGUUGUAGGUAUUUGUGUGAUGCAAUUAGUGAGGAACAUAACGACCAAUCCUGAUGUCAGGGUGCGCAAGGAAAAAAGAACAGCCGGAGUGCUCGACAAUCUCGCCGAAGGGGAGAGAUAUAGAGAACACGGCCUUAGAAAAUAUGUGCGCAAUAAAGAGCCUCAGAUCAUGCCAUCUGUCAACGAUUUAUUCUCGAAGCCAGAAUAAAAGGGAGAUGGGUUCUUAUGUUCUCAUCUGGUUUGAUAGUUCUGAAUUUUAGUUCGUGUGGGGGAUAUCGUCUGUUUAUUGUAA
Molecule: messenger RNA, 354 nt
Organism: Dendrobium catenatum
Lineage: Eukaryota; Viridiplantae; Streptophyta; Magnoliopsida; Asparagales; Orchidaceae
Exons: 3
Coding region: 1-270 (89 amino acids)
Source: RefSeq, a predicted model, not a curated record